Messenger RNA from Penaeus monodon (black tiger shrimp), 3619 nucleotides. RefSeq lists its product as uncharacterized. Bases 552 to 3278 code for a protein of 908 amino acids. NCBI's taxonomy places the organism in Eukaryota, Metazoa, Arthropoda, Malacostraca, Decapoda, Penaeidae. The transcript is spliced from 7 exons. Gene Ontology annotation, cellular component: nucleus. Gene Ontology annotation, molecular function: DNA binding. The record is from RefSeq and is a predicted model, not a curated record.
AACAACAAUAAAACCCCAUCAAUAUUUCAAAUAACAAGUGUCAAAAAGGAAUACAGUAAAAACCCUCUUUUGUUCUCUUGUGCAUCUACACUUUGACUCUUACUUUUUUUUUUCUCUCUCUCUCAUUUUUCUUUCAUUUACAAGUAAACAAGACAAAAAAAAAAAAAAAAAAAAAAAAAAAAAAAGGAAAACAGAGCAGUCCCUCUCCUUGUGUUGCACAGACGGGCCGCGCGACUUGCCUUCCGUUAUUUUUUGCGCUUUUCCUGUGAAUUCGUCGUUUCUCCCCGUCAAUUCGUCGUCUUCUCUGUUAAUUCAUCUACUUCUUUUUUAGUUCGUCGUUUUUUUCUGUGAAUUCGUCGUUUUUCACUGUCAAUUCGUGGUUUCCCCUGUCAAUUCGUCCUUUUCCCUGUCAGUUAGUCUUCUUACCUGUUAAUUCCUCGUUUCCCCCCUGAAUCCGUCAUUUGUCCAGUCAGUUCAUCAUCUUCCCCGUCAAUCCACAGUUUUCCCUGUCAGUCCGAGGUUUCCCCAGUGAAUGGUCGUCCAGGGCAGCGAUGUCGACCCAGCCCCAUCCAGGCGAGGCUGCGAGGAAAGAGACGCGAGGGAGGAAGCCCAUACCCAUGUCCCUUAAGCUGGAAAUGAUUGCCAAAUACGAGAACGGGGUGAAGCUGCGUGACAUUGCUAAGGAGACGGGGAAGGCCACCUCGACCAUCAGGGUGGUGGUCAAGGACCGGGAAGGCAUCAAGGAGGCUGCCAGGAGGUCGCGCGCCAGGCCUGAGAUGGAGAGGCGCCUGGCUCGCUGGAUGCACGGUACGCAGAAGCAGCAGCAGGAGCUGAGCUUCACGGAUAUCCAAGUGAAGGCCCUUUCUCUCUACAGGGAUAUCGAAAGGAGGUCUGGGACUCGGCACGGAAGCCUCAAGGCUAACAGAGCGUGGCUCCGGCAGUUCAAGAAGAGCUUGCCCACGUAUCGCAGUAAGUUUAAGGGCGAGGCUUUUCAGCAAAAGCUCACCGAGAUCAUCGAGAGGGAAGCUUACCUGCCAGAACAGAUCUUUAAUGUUGAUGAGACUGACCUCUUCUGGAGGCAGAUGCCUGCUGAAAUGGACCUUAGCGAGGAUGAAAUGUGUCUCCCAGGUUCUUUGGUUGGAGAAGAUCGCAUCUUGCUGAUGUUUGGUGGUAACGCAAGCGGGGAUCUGAAGCUUAAACCCUUGGUCGUGUACCAUUCUGAUAGGCCUGGUACUGUUACGGACCAGACCUGUGAAAACUCAGUCAUCUGGAGGACUAACAGGAAAGUGUUGAUGACUUCGACCAUCUGCACAGACUGGUACGUCAACCACUUCAUCCCGUCAGUUGGAGACUACUGCAAAGAAAAGGGCAUUCCUUUCAAAAUCCUCCUAAUUAUGACCAGCGCAGGAGGACAUCCGCAUAGCCUUGAUUACUUCCAUCCUCACGUAAAGGUUCUCUACUUCCCCCCCCAAACGGCUCGGGUCAUACAGCCAGUGAGUCACGGCAUACGGCAGAUGUUUAGGGCCCUUUACUAUCAGCAUUCUUAUGAGCAGGCCCUCAAGGCAAAACAGAGCGAGGGUGGAACUACUCUUCGAGAUUUCUGGAAGUCGUACAACAUUCUCGACUGCAUGGAUCACGUUACUACGGCUUGGGAAAAAGUGACCUCCAAGUGUAUGAACGUUGCCUGGCAUAAGUUGUGCCCUCAGUUCGUGUCAGAUUUUGGUGGCCUGACUGAAAUAGAAGAAGCAGAAAGAAAAUGUAGAGAGAUCGUUGACGCAGUAGAAUUUGCUACGAAGAAAGAAAAUUUUGAAAAAUUGCCUGAAACUUGCACAGAGGAGAAGCUUCCUGAAAAGAAUGAUAAAGCAGAGGAGGAGGAGGGGGCUAAGCACGGAGAACAGACAUCCGAGUCUUCACGGUUACCUCAGGAGAGGUUGCAGAAAUGGAUUAUUGCUCUAAAAUUGCCCCAGAGGUCGCCUAUACAACGCCCUCAGCUGUGUUCCACUCACUUUACCGACGAGGGCUUAGACAGAACUGGAGAGACUGUUCAACUGAGAAAUCCUGCAGUACCCACUUUAUUUGCCUUUUCAGGGGACCAUCAGAAUAAGAGCGACAACUACAUGGAUGAGGAUACCAACAGCGCAUCACACGAUCAGGAUGGAAGCUUUGACGAGAUCAGCAUAAAGGAAGAAAAUGACAUGGACGACUUUAGCGUCUUUGUGAACGAAGAAGACCAGAAGGGCAAAGAAAAGGGUGAACUUUACGAUUCUGCAAUAGGGAAAUUAAUCAGAUUCCAUCACAAACAAGAAGAAGAGCUUGAUCCUCUGGGGGAAUUCCAGUGUCCGCAGGAAGAUGGCAAUUCCAACCAAGAUCUUAACACUACUUCAGGAAAAAGAGCCUGGAAUCAUGAAGAGACAAUGAAGCUGUUGGAGAUAUACAAAAGUAAGCUUCCGCAAAUUAAGAGUGGCACGAUUCUCACAUCGACGUUGUGGCAGGAGAUAGAAAAGGAGAUGCAGGCCUGUGGGUAUCCCUACGACAGGAAAGCAUGUAGCAAAAAAGUGAAGAGAUUGAAAGUCAGUUACAGGGUCAUCCAGAAAAACUGUAAAAAGACACUGAAAACGUGGAAGUAUUUUGAACCCGUGGAUGAGAUUUUUGGGGAUUCUGUCAAUCUGGAAAAAGCAGCAAACCCAGCUGAUCCUGAAACCGAACAACCGUCAACCUCAGCAACUUGCGUACUAUCUGGCACAUCAGCAGAGAGCCCGUCGACGCCAGCACCCAUUCUGACACCUGUAUCUGAGAGGACAGUAUCUUGCCCACCAUCUCCAGUGUAUAAAACUACCUCGCCGUCUCCAUCUCCCGAGCCAACCCCAGUUGCAGCUCAGCCUCCAACGGAAGAGACUGGAGCACUGGAUCCUGCAACAGUGCCAGUUAGCAGUAAUAAGAGGAAGAGGACAGAAGACCCUACAAAUGUUCUUGGUGAAUUUCUUAGUGACCAGGCUUCCAGACUGGAAAAAUUGGUCAACAUUGCUGAGAGAAGGAACCAGAUAAUGGAAAAAUGUAUGAACCAAAUGUUACAGAAUCAACAGAUGCAACUACAACAGGUACAAAUGCUUCAGCAACAGCAGGAUAUUUUGCAACAGCAACAGGAACAAAGGCAGAGAGCACAGGAAAGACUACAAGAACAGCAGAAACAACAGUAUCAGGAAAUGUUAAAUUUGCAAAGACAGCAGUUCUUGAUAAUGAGACAGCAAUUAAAAGAUAUUAAAGAAGUGAGUCAGUAAAGAAAUAUUAUUACGAAUUUAAAUAUGUUACCUUCCUUCAGAAACAAUGGAAAUAUAUCAUAUAUUUUUGUAUAUCUGAUGUUUAUCUUUAUUUUGAAAUAAAGGUUCAGUACAAGUGUUUUUUUCCUCAUUUUAUAUUACUGUGAUGUAAAUAUUGGCCAUACCAUGGUAAUAACUACAGGGAAGUUAUACAAUUUCAUGGGAUAUCAAAUUUAUUGUCCUGUUUUAUAUAUAAAAAAUAUGUACAGUAUAUACAAAUUUAGCAUUAGGUUUUACCCGUGCACAGAGACUUAAAUUGUAACAAAUUCUCCUGCAAAUAAAGGUAUCAGUGUUCAAAUAAC